UGCCCCCCUUCCGCUUAUAAGCCCGCAGUCUAUAGAUCUUUAGAUCUGACUCCCUCGUCUUCUUCUUCAUCAUCCCUUUGUACACAGAAUCAUGCGUUUCCAUUAUUAACUCUCUAAAGCUAAUUCUACCUCUCCAAGGCCUCCGAGGAUCUGAUAACCGUUAGAAUACAAGAAAGAAAUGGAGAAAUCCUGUAGUCUUCUUAUUCAUUUUGACAAAAGUACGCCUGCAAUUGCAAAUGAGAUUAAGGAAGCUCUCGAAGGCAAUGAUGUGGAUGCCAAGAUUGAUGCCAUGAAGAAAGCAAUUAUGCUUUUGUUGAAUGGUGAAACGCUCCCUCAGCUUUUCAUUACCAUUGUCAGAUAUGUUUUGCCUUCAGAGGAUCACACAAUCCAGAAACUCCUGCUUUUGUAUUUGGAGAUAAUUGAGAAAACAGAUACAAAGGGUCGGGUGCUGCCUGAAAUGAUUUUGAUAUGCCAAAAUUUAAGGAACAAUCUCCAACAUCCAAAUGAAUAUAUUCGUGGAGUAACAUUGAGGUUUCUCUGUCGCUUAAAUGAAACUGAAAUUAUUGAGCCUCUGAUCCCUUCAGUUUUGCAAAAUCUGGAGCAUCGGCAUCCAUACAUUCGGAGGAAUGCUAUAUUAGCUGUAAUGUCAAUAUAUAAGCUACCACAGGGAGAGCAGCUUUUGGUUGAUGCUCCUGAUAUGAUUGAGAAGGUCCUCUCAUCAGAACAGGAUCCAUCUGCCAGGCGGAAUGCAUUUCUCAUGCUCUUUACUUGUGCCCAGGAUCGAGCAGUUAACUACCUUUUGACUCAUGUUGAUAGAGUUUCUGAAUGGGGUGAAUUGCUUCAGAUGGUCGUCUUGGAGUUGAUUCGAAAAGUUUGUAGAACAAAUCAGAGGGAGAAGGGGAAGUAUAUUAAUAUAAUUAUAUCUUUAAUGAAUGCCCCCUCAUCUGCAGUUAUUUAUGAAUGUGCUGGGACUCUUGUUUCUCUGUCGUCUGCUCCUACUGCCAUUAGAGCAGCUGCCAACACUUAUUGUCAGCUUCUUCAAUCCCAGAGUGAUAACAAUGUGAAGCUUAUUGUGCUUGACAGGCUGAAUGAGCUUAAGUCUUCUCAUAGAGACAUCAUGGUUGAAUUGAUCAUGGAUGUGCUUAGGGCACUCUCCAGUCCAAAUCUUGACAUUCGCCGGAAGACACUUGAUAUUGUUCUCGAAUUGAUUACUCCUCGGAAUAUCAACGAAGUUGUUCUUAUGUUGAAGAAAGAAGUUGUUAAGACUCAAAGUGGAGAGCUUGAGAAGAAUGGAGAAUAUAGGCAGAUGCUCAUUCAAGCUAUACAUUCUUGUGCAGUUAAGUUCCCAGAAGUGGCAAGCACAGUGGUGCACCUAUUGAUGGAUUUCUUGGGAGAUAGCAAUGUAGCUUCAGCCAUUGAUGUGGUUGUUUUUGUUCGAGAGAUUAUUGAAACCAACCCUAAACUAAGGGUUUCUAUAAUAACAAGGCUGCUGGAUACAUUCUACCAGAUCCGAGCUGCAAGGGUUUGCUCCUGUGCUCUUUGGAUCAUUGGGGAGUAUUGUCUCUCUCUUUCUGAAGUUGAGAGUGGCAUAGCAACCAUCAAGCAGUGUCUUGGAGAGUUACCUUUUUUCUCAGUUUCAGAAGGAACAGAACCUACUGAUCCUUCGAAGAAAACUCAGCAAGCAACCUCCGUUACUGUCUCCUCCAGGAGACCAGCCGUUCUUGCUGAUGGUACUUAUGCAACCCAGAGUGCCGCCUCUGAAACUGCUUUCUCUCCCCCUUCUGUCGUUCAGGGUUCCUUGGCUUCUGGAAAUCUGAGAUCCCUUCUUCUUACCGGUGACUUUUUCCUUGGUGCGGUCAUCGCUUGCACACUGACAAAACUUGUUCUACGAUUGGAGGAGGUGCAGCCAUCAACAGUUGAAGUGAACAAAGCAACCACACAGGCAUUAUUGAUCAUGGUCUCUAUGCUGCAAUUAGGACAAUCUUCUGCUCUUCCACAUCCAAUUGAUAAUGACUCACACAGCAGGAUAGUUCUGUGCAUACGAUUAUUGUGUAAUACUGGCGGUGAAGUCAGGAAGAUAUGGCUACAGUCUUGCCGUCAGAGUUUUGUGAAGAUGCUCUCCGAAAAAAAGUUACGAGAAACUGAGGAAUUAAAGGCAAAGGCUCAGGUUUCUAAUGCUCAACCAGAUGACCUUAUUGAUUUCUAUCAUUUGAAGAGCAGAAAGGGGAUGAGUCAGCUUGAAUUGGAGGAUGAGGUUCAGGAUGAUUUAAAACGUGCAACUGGAGAGUUUGUCAAGGACGGUGAUGAUGCAAAUAAGCUUAACCGCAUUCUUCAACUCACUGGAUUUAGUGACCCGGUAUAUGCUGAGGCUUACGUGACAGUUCAUCACUAUGACAUUGUCCUUGAUGUUACAGUUAUCAACCGUACCAAGGAAACCCUCCAGAAUUUGUGCUUGGAGUUGGCAACCAUGGGUGAUCUCAAGCUUGUUGAGCGGCCACAGAAUUAUACCCUGGCUCCUGAAUCAAGCAAGCAAAUCAAGGCCAAUAUAAAGGUGUCUUCAACUGAGACUGGAGUCAUCUUUGGGAACAUUGUUUAUGAGACUUCAAAUGUGCUGGAACGAACAGUAGUUGUCCUUAAUGACAUCCACAUUGACAUAAUGGACUAUAUCUCUCCUGCAGUCUGCACAGAUGGUGCUUUCAGAACUAUGUGGGCAGAGUUUGAGUGGGAAAAUAAGGUUGCUGUCAAUACCACAAUUCAAGAUGAAAAGGAAUUCCUUGAGCAUAUUAUCAAGUCAACAAACAUGAAGUGCCUCACAGCACCAUCUGCACUAGAUGGUGAGUGUGGAUUCCUAGCAGCCAACUUGUAUGCUAAGAGUGUGUUUGGUGAAGAUGCCUUGGUGAAUGUGAGCAUUGAGAAGCAGACAGAUGGAAAGCUGAGUGGGUAUAUCAGAAUAAGGAGCAAGACACAAGGCAUCGCUCUUAGUCUUGGGGAUAAGAUCACCGUGAAGCAGAAGGGAGGCAAUUAAUGCAUGGAACUUCAGCUACUGUUUCUACCGUACUGGUACCCUUCGUGUUUUAGGUCGUCUGUAGAGAUUCCAUGCCAAUCUGGCUACGUUGAAAUGCAAGUUUUACUUUUCUUUUUUCUGUUGUUAAACCGAUACAGGUAUUUAGCCCCCAAACUGAGAGAUGCGUGUGCAUUUUUGUUAAAUUCUCUGUAUUUAGGUAUAUUAGUCAGUAAUCGGUACUUAAACGUUGUUGUAUUUGCAGCUGCAUAUUUCGACAAUCGAAGGUUAUUCUUCGAACAAUGGUCAAGUUGCUGCUUUUUGUCAAUGUUAAAACGGGAAUUUUUAUUCUGAUUCAUUAAAAACCAUUGAAUUUC
Rubroshorea leprosula is the source of this 3378-nucleotide messenger RNA. Lineage: Eukaryota; Viridiplantae; Streptophyta; Magnoliopsida; Malvales; Dipterocarpaceae. The record is from the annotation of a GenBank genome assembly.